This is a messenger RNA of Puccinia triticina, 729 nucleotides long. RefSeq lists its product as uncharacterized. Gene Ontology annotation, biological process: spliceosomal complex assembly. The transcript has 6 exons. The record is from RefSeq and is a predicted model, not a curated record. The coding region runs from base 1 to 729 and encodes 242 amino acids. Gene Ontology annotation, cellular component: catalytic step 2 spliceosome; U2 snRNP; U2-type prespliceosome. NCBI's taxonomy places the organism in Eukaryota, Fungi, Basidiomycota, Pucciniomycetes, Pucciniales, Pucciniaceae.
AUGCUGAUGCCCAUCUCAGCGGAUCCCCGCCCCCGAAGUUCACAGGUUCAAGCUGAGUUCCCGGACUCCGGCAUCUUGAAUUUGCCACCUGUCCAUCGGCCGCAGCUCGCAAAUCGAGUCGGAUCCAAGUUUGGUGGAGGUGGUGUAGCAGGAGCCAGUGAAGCAAAUGUCGAUCGGCGUGAAAGGCUUCGAAAACUCGCGCUUGAGACGAUUGACCUUGCCAAGGAUCCCUACAUCCUACGAAAUCAUCUCGGUGGACUCGAAUGUCGACUCUGUCUUACUCUCCACACCAACGAAGGAUCAUACUUGGCGCACACACAAGCCAAGGACGCAAAGGAUUCCUCCCUAUACCAGUCGUCCCUCCUAGCUCAGCAAGCUGCUCAGUCACGCUUAUCGAUUGUCAAGAAGCAGUUCAUCAAGAUUGGCUCGCCAGGUUAUCAAGUCACUAAAGUUCGCGAUCCUCUCACCGGUCAACUCGGCUUACUGUUUCAGAUUCAUUACCCUCAAAUAACUGAAGGAGUCAAGCCGCGUCACCGAUUCAUGUCAAGUUUUGAGCAGCGUGUCGAAAGUGCCGAUCGAGCUCAUCAAUAUCUGCUGAUUGCUGCCGAGCCAUAUCAAACUAUUGCAUUCAAACUUCAAUCCCAAGAAAUCGACAAUUCCGAGGGUAAAUCUUGGCAUCAUUGGGAUUUGGACACAAAAACUUAUAGCAUGCAGUUCUUGUUUGCCUGA